Messenger RNA from Toxoplasma gondii ME49, 2877 nucleotides. RefSeq lists its product as hypothetical. The record is from RefSeq and is a predicted model, not a curated record. The coding region runs from base 1 to 2877 and encodes 958 amino acids. The transcript has 8 exons. NCBI's taxonomy places the organism in Eukaryota, Apicomplexa, Conoidasida, Eucoccidiorida, Sarcocystidae.
AUGGGUCUUGGGUCCAUUUUUCACAAGCUCGGCAUUUUCCGCCGCCUGGCCCGAACGAUGGUGUCUAGCAGAGCCAGCUCCGGACAGGAGCCCUUGUCGCGGAAGGCCUCGCUAAACCGCGAAAGGAGACCGCUUCGAAGUUUGCUUGUAAUUCUCAAUUCAGUUUUGUUGAUUGCCCCCCAAAUAUGUUUGCUUGGACAGGGAGAGGAGCCAGACAUAGUAAGUGUCGGAGGAGCACCCGAGGUUUCCACAGGGGAAGCUCACUUCCGACAGCACUCUGACUUAUUAUCCUCUGAACCUCCAAGUCUCUUCACAUUCGACAACGGACAGAGAUCGCCAUGUGAUGACACCAGCCGUGAUGAUGAUUCGUGCCACUCGAAUGUAGAGUCCGUUGUUUCAAAUAGAAGUGAUCCCCUAGCAGCUCAACCGUACACUACUGCUAGUAACACCACCACAGCGACAGUGGUACCGCCGCGCCGGACAGUAGCCGACAUUGCAGAUCUAGCCUCCGCUUCUCGCAUGCUGCAUUCCAAGUGUGAUUCAGAAUCGAUAUCGAAUCCAAGCGGCCACGAGUGGUUACAUUUUCCGUCUCAGUCGGGACCGCACACAGUUGGUUCCACUGUGACGAUUGCCGCCAAUCUUCUUCCCUGCAAAACCGCUACUAUAGACUUGCAAGAGCGUGAAGUACUAGUGUCUCUGACGUUGCUGGGCCGUCAUUCACAAAGACGGUUGCUACCGCCACAGGAUGCGACCACCUCCGUUUCUGUCGUGGGCAGUACCCAGUCAACCGGCCGCACAGCCGUUUUCACGGGUUACAAUGAAAGUUUCCGUCUUCGAGCAAGAACAGGGCAAUCACUUGUCAUCGAGUGGCUGGUCUCGGUGCCUGGGAGUUACCUGAUAGAAGCCACAACUGAUGGAUUUCCGCCAGCUGUACUCGGCCCUCUCCUAGCUGUAGAAACAGGCUCCCCAAUGAUGAACAUCAUACAGCAGCCACAGAACGGGGGAAGCGGGGCGGAAAUCUUGCCCAUUCCCGUGCUCGAGGUGGUCGAUAGUCAUGGAAAAAGAAUGACUUCAUCAACCUCCAUACUCGUGGCCUACGUAAACAGCCCUCGAUCUGAGGAUAAUCAGGCAGGCAGAAGUUUGCCCGUGCUUAGGGGACAGACUGUCGCCCGGGUAUCCCGUGGUAUUGCGUCCUUUCCGGGACUCUCAAUACGAGAAGCCAAAAAAAAUUACCGUCUCAGCUUCGUUGAUAUAUCGGGGGCAAUUCCCGUGGAAGUGUUCUCCAAUGUUUUCGACAUCGCACCCGGUUUGCCUACUAGUCUUGCUAUAGUUGAACAGCCCCCUCCAACGGUCAAUCCUGGGCAGAAAAAUCCAUUCCGAGCUGCCGUUGAGGUGCAGGACAAGCAUGGAAACAGGGCCUCUGGUGAAUGGAAUAUCGUACUGAGGAUUAAAGCAGAGGACAAGCAUCAGGCAGAUCGAGACCCUCGUCCAUCUAUGCAUAUGGAGGCAAAGACUAACGCCAGCAAAGCGGCUGUCUUCGAUAAUAUUUCCAUUACUGAUUCCGUGGAAGGCGUCUACACUCUGAUCGCUGAAUGCACAGACUGUCCGAAUGGCCCGCUCUUUGCCACAAGUACACCAGUCCGCGUUGUGCCGAAGUCCGAAGUGUGGGUGGUCACGGACUGUGGAGUAAUAGCUCCGCCGUCAUCAGCUGACGGACUCGAAGGCGUUUUAGAACACAGCUGCGUGCUGAGCGUCUCACUCGUCGAAGGGGGUGGAUCAGCUUCGUUGAUCGCGCCUGUCAUCAUCGAAAUCGAUGUGUUAGACAAGGUCCGGAAGCCGGCGGUGAUGCCUCGUAUCAGGGUGGUUCCUGACGAACAUGUUUUCAUCCCUGGCGAGCACUUGACGAAGACCAUUCGUAUUGAGGCUGUUGAGCAAAAAACCACGACAGCCGAGGGAACAGCAGUGCCUGAUACAGCGGGCUCCUUCCCUGACCGAUACACUGUGGUAGUCCGCACAAGAUCCGAUGACCACCGAUGGACCGAACCUGCGGUUAGGUGGCCGAACGGCAACGUAGCUCAUAUCAUGGCCGCACCAGCAGGCAGAUCGACGCUUAUUCUCCCUUCCAAACUUGGAAGCAUGAAAAGCGCUGUCUCCGAGCGCGCCCAACCCAUCCAUUCGAGGAGCGACUUCAGACUGGCUAGACCAGGAAAGCAGUUGGACGCAACUAAGGAUGUCCCCGGACAGCCAGCGGAGGCGGAAAGCAUCAAGCAAACAUCGCAAGAACGAAUGCCACUGAGGAGGCUGCCUUCUCUCUUUCUCUCCACUAAUGAAGACAAUGUAGCUCAGAUCAAAUGGAACUCGACAGACAUAUUAGUGCGAGAAGGGUCCUCCAUAGACCUUUCGUUCCAGCUAGGAUCUCGUCCACUUGAUUCGGUGUAUGUAUCAAUAUCGUGCCCAUCGCCGUUCAUCAAACAUGUCAAGGACCGGGCUGAAGUUCAGCCCGAGGACUGGCUCUUCGGGGACAGCCUUAUUCUUAAUUCGCUUCCACAGCCAGGAUACCAGGAAGCGCAGUAUUCUGUUUCCUGUCAAGUUUCGAGUCGUUCGAAGGAUCCUCGUUGGAUAUUUGACAGCGACUCGUUCUCACGAGAUGACGAGGAUGCCCGAAUUUUUGGGACGACGGUUCACUUAUCCAUCUACCGUCACCAGUGCCACGACGGGUCAUUCAGGGGAAUCUGCCCUUGCCCUGCCGGUUAUGUUUGUGACGGCGCAACUGUACUUUACAAGUGCCCAGCAGGCACAGAAAGGUGGGUUUGUAGAAUGAGUGAGGCCGGCUGCAUGCAGUGCAGCACUUCUUCUGCGGUGAUUCUACGACCUUGA